AUGGACAAUAAUGUUUUUAAUCAUUUGCCAGCAGAAUUAAUUAGACACAUUCUCUCCUUUCAUACAAUUCACUUUCCGUAUGAUUUUAUGAAGGAGAGAAUUAUUGAUGACACCAAGUGCGCAUCACCACUCACAAGAGAUGACGAAGAACAACAGUAUACACUGUGGUUUGAAGAGGAAAUGAAUAGAUUAACCAAGGUGCCAACAUUCUUUGGUAAAUUCAAAGAAUCACAUCAUCGGGAUUAUGUUACACCAUUCCUAGUCUUUCCUUCUGUGAUUUUUACUUUGGAUUCGUAUAUUUCCAGAUAUCAUUUGCAUAAACUAUUCAAUCAUCAGGUAAAUGAUGCUAUUUCAAAUCAUCAGGAAAUCAAUGCUAAAAGUAAGAAUUCAAAAACAAAGAAAGUUUCUUCGAUUGCAAAUAUUCUCGAUUUGGAGGAACAUGCAGAAACAUCUCUCAUGAUGCAUGAAAUGAUCUACUUGCCAAGGAUGAUUUCCUCUUUCCAAUCAAUUGUGUUAUCCACUGCCUUACCUUUUGAAGAUGUUUUGGUAGAGUGCAUGGAUGAAACAAAUUCAUGGAUCAACACAUUCUGGAGUAAAUUGCCUAAAAAUCUAUUGAAUAACAAACUCCAACUGGCUCUCCAUGUGAAGAAUAUGGACAGAGCUCAAGUAGAUAGAUUUUUAGAAAAGCUCAUGGAUGUUUCAUUCAAUGAAUUCUUCAAACUGAACAUGAAGACACUUUACAUUGAGACGGAAUGUAGCAGAUUUAGACAAGGAAUCAUUGAAGACUAUGAAACUUAUAUGAGUAUGGGAGGUGAUGAACAGGAUGAAGAUGACAGUCUCAUGAAGGGAAAGAGGAUGUUCUUUAUUGAUAUUUUGAAUACAUUCCCAAGUAUUGAAGUAUUGAAAAUUAACAAGAUGAUAGAUGACGACGAUUUGGAAGUUCAAUCCACUCUCAACUUUAAAUCUACCUCUGUACUUUCCCAUGAAACAUCUAGAAUGGCACAAUAUUUCAAAAUGUAUCCAUUCAAGAGUAAUAAGGAAAUUUCACAAAUCAGACUUGUACUCACUGAAGAGGAAGAGGAAGCCAAGAGACAACAACGUGAAAUAAUGGAAGACAGAAGGAGAAGUAUUCUCGAAAAACUCACACUCAAACAACAAACAAACUACAAAAUUAGAACUUGUAUUGUCAAUGGUUUGAAAGAUCAUGAAAUCAAACAACUCCUUCAAAGCUAUGCUUGUCAAACUCAUUUGAAAACUCUCUUGAUUGCUCAUACAGUAUUGAGUAAGGAAUUUUGUGAAUUAUUGACCCACUCCUCUGUUCAAACUCUUACUCUAUUGGAUGAUGUAUUUGAAGGAAUAGAAUCUCUCGAAUCAAUACUUCUCCAUACACCAGUCAAAAGCUUGACUGCAAACAACGUAACUUAUCACAAACCAACACCAAAUAAUAAUUCUCCAAAAACCCUUUAUUCAUGGAGUGAGCCAGAGGGUGAGCUUUUCAAAAAGAACAACUCCCUCGUCACUCUAAAGAUUAUCAACUGCACCAAUUUAUUGGAUCCAAAAUUCACUCAAAAGCUCAGUGAAAAUAGAAAUAUUAGAUUCUUAACUAUUCGAGGUUGUAAAUUGAGCGAUGAAAAGAUUAGACCAAUUCUAAGACAUAACAGAACAAUUGAGGAGCUUGACAUUACCGACAAUAAGGGUGGUAGUUUAUCGGCAGCUAGAUUGACUGCCUUCCACAGUUAUAGAGGAUGUAGGAGAAUGAGAAUAUUGUCAGACUUUGUUAAAUUUUAAGUUAUAAAUUAGAAUAUUUUGG
Molecule: messenger RNA, 1810 nt
Organism: Naegleria gruberi
Lineage: Eukaryota; Heterolobosea; Eutetramitea; Acrasida; Naegleriidae
Exons: 1
Coding region: 1-1788 (595 amino acids)
Source: RefSeq, a predicted model, not a curated record